AUGGCGGGUGCCCCGCCCUCUGGUGGAGUCCAGCAAAUCCCCGAGCUGGAAAUGAGGCUGAAGGAGAUUAUGCGACCCCUCGUAGAGAAGAUGAACUACCUUGAAGAUUGCAUCAAAAAGGUACGUCCAACCGAAGAAAACAACAAGGUAAGUAGUGUGGAGGAAAUCCUUAAACGCCUUACCCAGAUAGAACACACAAACAAAUUACUGGUAGCACAAAACAAAGCACUAUUACUAGAAAACGAAAAACUCAGAAACACAUCGCCUACAACCCCAAGCAUAAAUAUUCCACUAUCUAUUGCCACACCUAGAACUACUGUUAACGACGCACACCCUACCAAACCGAGUCCCCUACUACCAAAACCCCCACACCAAACCCCGCCCACAACAUACAAAGAUAUGCUGAAUCAAACACGAAACCCCUCCUCAAGGGAGGCACAAGCACAUCUAUUUCAACCCAGCAAGCCACCCUCUAUAUGGGAUUGCCAGGAAGAUUGGGAUCUCACAGCUUUAUACUUUAGUUGCAAUACACAUGCACUAGACGAUGGUACAUUGCCUACCAACAAGCAUCUAUCAAAAUGGCUGCGUAAUUUCCACCUGCUGAAAUAUGUUCCCAUCCUUCACACAUCAUACCUAUACAAAGACCGAAGUGCAGUGGAGCUAGUAGUACCCACACGUUUCGCAACUAAAACAAAUAAACGCUCUUAG
Messenger RNA from Sphaeroforma arctica JP610, 708 nucleotides. RefSeq lists its product as hypothetical. The record is from RefSeq and is a predicted model, not a curated record. The transcript has a single exon. NCBI's taxonomy places the organism in Eukaryota, Ichthyosporea, Ichthyophonida. Bases 1 to 708 code for a protein of 235 amino acids.